Molecule: messenger RNA, 1785 nt
Organism: Polychytrium aggregatum
Lineage: Eukaryota; Fungi; Chytridiomycota; Chytridiomycetes; Polychytriales
Exons: 6
Coding region: 235-1638 (467 amino acids)
Source: RefSeq, a predicted model, not a curated record
CAGCCCCGGUGCUGGAUGCGGAAUCAAGUCUAAUGUCAAAUGCAGCGUCAAAUGCAGCGUCAAAUGCAGCGUCAACUCCAGUGUCAAAUCCGGUGCCGAAUGCAGAGCGACAAGACGAGCCGGUGUUGACCAAAACAGUCGCCAAUAACCGUCCAAAGCCCGUCCAAGCGACCCGCUUCCUCUUGCGGCACACUCUGCCCCCAUCUGCCAUCGCAACAGCCCCGUCCAACAGCCAUGAGCAACGUCAAGAAGGACCUGCUGUUCAACACACACGGCACCAGCAGCCAGCCCGAGGAAGAGGCCCUGCCUGCUUACGGACCAGCUCAUCCUGUGCCUGCCUACAGCCAGCCCUUGCUCGCAGACCCAGGCCAGGCCAGCACUGGCCAAAACAACGCCUUCGUCUAUCCUCCUCAGCCUGCCCACCCCGUGCAGUACGAUCCUACCGCAGAUAAACAUGUCCGCCGACUGCGCAAGUUCCGAUGCUGUGGCCUGUCCAUCGGCGGUGUGGUGCUGGUGGUGCUCAUCGUCGUUGGGGUUGUGCUUGGCGUUUACCACAACGUCAUCUUUGGAGCAAUCCAGGGCAACUACCAGUGGCCGUCAAACUCGAACCUGCAGCCUCAAAACGAGUUCGAGAGUCCGUUCCCGAUGAUCCCCGAAGGCAGCUAUCCUUCGUAUCCGCUCCAGUCGCCGAUCAGCGUCAGCGGUAUCUCGGCCGUCUCGGUCAGCGUCCAGGGCUCGAUUUCGGCCGGCUUUGUCCUCACCUCCCAUAAUCUCAACAACUCCAAUGUCCUCCUCACCUACCACUACCAUCUCUCGGACCAGUCGCUGCUGAGCCAAGUAUCAGCCACCGUCAACACUCAGGGGACGCUGUCGCUCCUGGUCCAAGCCCCAACAGCGACUGCCUCACAGAGCUACUUUGUCGCUGUCGAGGUCCAGCUUCCCCAAGUUCUCAGCAGUGCCCUCAAUAUCAGUCUUACGUGCGCAAGCGGUACCAUCUCGAUCGUCAAUCUUCACCCAACACAGGCUCUGGGACUUGUUCAGAUUCAGGCUGCAAGCGCCGACGUUGCCGUUUCGAACGUUGUCACCGCAGCCUCUUCAAACAUCACCCUUCAGACCACAAGUGGUAAUCUGGCCCUGCAGAAUUCCAACAUCAGCGCCCUCUCUGUCGUCAGCACCAGCGGCAAUGUCGGUCUCACGGCUGUUGUUUCGACCUUGCUCGAUAUCUCAACCAACAGUGGCAGCAUCCAGACGACCGGAUCCUCGGCUUCUCAACACGCCGGCUUCACCACCACGAGCGGACGAUUUAGUGGCGAUAUUUCCAUCGGCUCUCAGCUCAAGCAGUCCUCCACUAGCGGUGAUGUUUCGCUGGGUGUCUCGCUCACUGGAACUAUCUCGACCGCCUACUCCCUUGACUUCCAUUCCACCAGCGGCGAUAUCAGCCCCCGGUUCUCUGGCCCGAUUGUCGGCUCCAUCGACAUCACCACCAACUCCGGCUCGGUCCAGGUCAGCGGCAGCUCGGUCGUGCUGAGCCCCUCAACAGGCUCAAAGGAAGUCACCGGACAGGUUGGCGGAAGCACUUCGCCGAGCCAUCUGACCGUUUCCACGACCAGCGGAGAUGUCAACGUCCAGUUUUCUUGAGGGACAACCUAAUGCGGUCCUGUCGACUAUACCUUUUGGCUCAUCCGUCCCAUGACGGCUUCACUCUUGUUGUUAUUUCUUGGCUUUACUGGCGCCACUGACCAGUGACCAAAUACAAGUCCGACAAAUAUAUCGAUUUUGGACACA